This is a messenger RNA of Camelina sativa (false flax), 736 nucleotides long. Its product is annotated as early nodulin-like protein 7. Gene Ontology annotation, cellular component: plasma membrane. The record is from RefSeq and is a predicted model, not a curated record. NCBI's taxonomy places the organism in Eukaryota, Viridiplantae, Streptophyta, Magnoliopsida, Brassicales, Brassicaceae. Gene Ontology annotation, molecular function: electron transfer activity.
UUUUUUUGAUAAAAGAUAUAUGAUGAUGAUGCUGAUGAGAUCUCCACGGUCGACGACUUGUACUAAUCUAAUAAUGCUGUGCAUUUGUGCCGUGGUGUUGUCGGUGGGCAUGGCGGCGGAUGGUCCUAGGGUUUUCAAGGUUGGAGACGAUUUUGGGUGGAGAGUCCCACUCCCGAAUGAUACAGCGGUUUACAGCCGCUGGGCGAGCAGCAACCGCUUCCACAUCGGUGAUUCACUCUCGUUUGUGUACGACAAGGACUCGGUGAUGGAAGUGGACAAAUGGGGGUUCUACCACUGCAACAGCAGCGAUCCUAUUACUGCCUUUGACAAUGGGAACAGCACACUCGACCUUGAUCGUCCUGGUCUCUUCUACUUCAUCAGCGGCUCCAACGAGCACUGCACCAGCGGCCAGCGUCUCAUCGUCGAAGUCAUGCAUAUCCACCACCAUCAUCACGCUGGCACUGCUUCCAUGCCUCCAUCCAUGUCGCCUCUCUCUGCCUCUCCCUCGGCCUCGGCCUCCGCGCUGCCUUCCUUUCAUGCUUUCCUUUUUCUGCUGCCCAUCAUAGCUACUUCUUGUUUCAUUUCGCCUUAGUCAAAUUGUGGUCUAUCUAUACUCUAUUAUGUUCUCCUAAUUUGAUAUGAUUCAUGUUUACUUCUUUUUUCCGGUAUUUUCAUUCAUCGAACCUUCACGAUAUAUUAUGUAAUUCCUAUUUAUUAUUUAUGUCUUCUCUUUAGA